Coregonus clupeaformis (lake whitefish) is the source of this 5933-nucleotide messenger RNA. RefSeq names its product dihydropyrimidinase like 4 (gene dpysl4). Lineage: Eukaryota; Metazoa; Chordata; Actinopteri; Salmoniformes; Salmonidae. The record is from RefSeq and is a predicted model, not a curated record. Gene Ontology annotation, molecular function: hydrolase activity, acting on carbon-nitrogen (but not peptide) bonds, in cyclic amides. Bases 156 to 2231 code for a protein of 691 amino acids. Gene Ontology annotation, cellular component: cytoplasm; cytosol. The transcript is spliced from 14 exons.
AGGUGAGGUCCUCUGUUACAGUAGGGAGACUUCAAAGGGGAAUUAACUCCCAGGUUUUACUUGGGUAUAAGUACUUUUUUUGGUCUACUUUGGAUCUUUUUCACAAACGUUUUAAUCUCUCUCUUUCUUUCUGAGAAUAAGAAUAGUUAUUGGCCAUGGCAGAGAGGAAACUUCUCCGAAGAGAUAGUGACGAUGAAGGGUCGCUGCUGUCUAGACUGGGGACAAACAGCCCGAAACCCAGAGUGAAAUUCGGUGGGAUGUUCUGCAACGUGGAAGGCGCUUAUGAGAAUAAAACUUUAAAUUUUGAGUCGUACAACAGCAGCCCCCAGUCUGUGAGACGGCAUGUUAAGAUUAAGAAGGAGGAGAAAUGCUGGUCGGAUACUUUCAGUGACGCGGGGAGUGUGAGUAACUUCUCGUCCGCCAGUGAGACCAGACCAAGUCGAGACAGAGCAGUGGGGACAGAAACCGGCUCCUCCCGGGGUCAAAUCGUUUACCAGACUGGACCUGGACACAACCGUGAUCACAAUGGAAAACGGGAGACUGAUCGCCUCAUUAUCAAAGGAGGAAAGAUCGUUAAUGACGACCAGUCUUUCUACGCUGACAUCUAUGUGGAGGAUGGCACCAUCAAGCAGAUCGGUGAGAACCUGAUAGUUCCAGGAGGAGUGAAGACGGUGGAUGCCUACGGACACAUCGUGAUCCCCGGGGGCGUCGAUGUCAACACCAGCCUCCAGACCUCCCAGCUGGGCAUGAGCCCUUCAGAUGACUUCUACCACGGGACCAAGGCUGCCCUGGCAGGGGGCACCACCAUGAUCAUUGACCAUGUGGUCCCUGAGCCUGGUGCCAGCCUCCUCGGGGCCUACGACCAGUGGAAAGACUCAGCAGACAGGAUGUCCUGCUGUGACUACUCCCUCCACAUCGACAUCACACGCUGGCACGACGGACUCUUUGAAGAGAUGGAGAGUCUGGUGAAGGAUAAAGGAGUCAAUUCCUUCUUGAUCUUCAUGGCUUACAAGGACAAAUUCCAGAGCUCAGAUAGUCAAAUGUAUGAGAUGUUUGGUAUCAUUAGAGACCUGGGUGCCAUCGCUCAGGUUCACGCUGAGAACGGAGACAUCAUUGACGAGGAGCAAAAGCGACUACUGGAGCUGGGGAUCACUGGGCCUGAGGGACAUGUGCUGUGUCACCCAGAGGAGGUGGAGACAGAGGCGGUGUACAGGGCCAUCACCAUCGCCAAGCAGGCCAACUGUCCUCUCUACAUCACCAAAGUGAUGAGCAAGUCAGCUGCUGAUGUCAUCGCCAAGGCCAGGAAGAAGGGCAUGGUGGUUUAUGGCGAGCCAAUCACAGCCAGCCUUGGGACAGACGGAUCACACUAUUGGAGUAAGAACUGGGCUAAGGCUGCAGCAUUCGUCAUGUCCCCGCCCCUCAGCCCAGACCCCAGCACCCCUGACUACCUCAACUCCCUGCUUUCCUGUGGAGACCUUCAGGUGACGGCCAGUGGCCACAGCACCUUCUCGACGGCCCAGAAGGCUGUUGGGAAAGACAACUUCACCCUCAUCCCUGAGGGAACUAACGGCAUCGAGGAGAGGCUGGCCAUUGUCUGGGAGAAGGCUGUGGCUACAGGCAAGAUGGAUGAGAAUGAGUUUGUUGCGGUGACGAGCACCAACGCUGCCAAGCUGUUCAACCUGUAUCCUCGUAAAGGAAGGAUCGCUGUGGGGUCAGACGCAGACAUCGUGAUCUGGAACCCCAAGGAGACCAAGACCAUCUCAGCCACGACCCACGCACUGACAGUGGAGAUGAACAUCUUUGAGGGCAUGGAGGUGCGUGGAGCCCCGGUGGUGGUGAUCAGCCAGGGGAAGAUCGUCCUGGAGGGGGGCAAGCUGAACGUCACCGAGGGCUCUGGACGCUUCGUACCCAGGAAGUCCUUCCCUGACUAUGUCUACAAGAGGAUCAAAGCACGCAGCAGGAUGGCUGAUGCCCGUGGCGUCCCCCGGGGGAACUAUGAUGGACCGGUCCAUGAUGUCAUCAGCAUGACUAAGUCAGUGCCGGCCACUCCCUCCAGCAGGGGGCCCCAGUGCCCAGGGAAGGGCCCCCUCGGCCCCGCCAGGAACCUGCACCAGUCUGGUUUCACCCUAUCCGGUAUGGGAACUCAGAUUGACGACCACAUCCCACGGCGCUCAGCACAGAGGAUCGUGGCGCCACCCGGUGGCCGCUCCAAUAUCACCUCCCUGUCGUGAACCGGGAGCUCCUUGCUCCGCACGUCUGCUGUAGGGAGAAAGAUAAAGCAACUACUGUAGCAACAACCAACUACAUCAACCAAAACAAAUCUCACCUGGCUUCCAGAACUCAACUCAACACUGAAACCUGAACAUGCAAUCUUCUUCUCAGAUACAACUGUAAAACAGCAUACAGCAUAGAUUACCACUAGUAAUUACCAGUCAUUCUAUUUCUAUGGUACACACACCAACUGGUAAAACCCACCAACUUAGUACUUUGACCUGUUAUCCUUAAUCAAUAUUGCGAUCAAUUCCUCAAUCAAUUCAUCUCAUCCCCAAUCAAUAGUCAACUGUCCCUGUCAGACCUCCGUAGCAUGCACCUUAAACAGUCUCUGUCUCCUCAGUCAGAUAACCGCCUCUCCCUCAUCUCCUCAGCUUCACUAUAGCUUUACUAACAUGGUGAUGAACGAGUCCUAGAUGAACGUAUUGUCUUUAGACCACAGCCUCUCAGCUCUCCCUCUCAUCGUAGCGACGCCCGCUUCUGAUUUUGCGUCAGUGCUUCUUAGAAACUCUCUGGUUGCCUCCAGCAUGGAACCCUAUUCCCUAGACAGUGCACUACUUUUGUCCAGUAGUGCACUGUCUAGGAAAAUAGGGUGCCAUUUCAGACGAAGGCCUCUUGUUAUCUCUCUCUCUCUGCUGUUAUUUAGUCAUGGUUGGAGGAUAUUUAGGUUUCACCUUACCCUCUCUUACUGUUACGAAUGGAUUUCCAUCUCUUCAUCGUUACUCGUUACAAAUACAACAAGGAAAAGAAGUGCGUAGUGCUGUUACUGUGGACCGUCUUUAGGGACAGUCCUCUAGUCGUAGUGCUGUUACUGUGGACAGUCUGUAGGGACAGUCCUCUAGUCGUAGUGCUGUUACUGUGGACAGACUGUAGGGACAGUCCUCUAGUCGUAGUGCUGUUACUGUGGACCGUCUUUAGGGACAGUCCUCUAGUCAUAGUGCUGUUACUGUGGACAGUCUGUAGGGACAGUCCUCUAGUCGUAGUGCUGUUACUGUGGACAGACUGUAGGGACAGUCCUCUAGUCGUAGUGCUGUUACUGUGGACAGACUGUAGGGACAGUCCUCUAGUCGUAGUGCUGUUACUGUGGACAGACUGUAGGGACAGUCCUCUAGUCGUAGUGCUGUUACUGUGGACAGACUGUAGGGGCAGUCCUCUAGUCAUAGUGCUGUUACUGUGGACAGACUGUAGGGACAGUCCUCUAGUCAUAGUGCUGUUACUGUGGACCGUCUUUAGGGACAGUCCUCUAGUCAUAGUGCUGUUACUGUGGACCGUCUUUAGGGACAGUCCUCUAGUCAUAGUGCUGUUACUGUGGACAGACUGUAGGGACAGUCCUCUAGUCGUAGUGCUGUUACUGUGGACAGACUGUAGGGACAGUCCUCUAGUCAUAGUGCUGUUACUGUGGACAGACUGUAGGGACAGUCCUCUAGUCGUAGUGCUGUUACUGUGGACAGACUUUAGGGACAGUCCUCUAGUCGUAGUGCUGUUACUGUGGACAGACUGUAAGGACAGUCCUCUAGUCGUAGUGUUGUUACUGUGGACAUACUUUAGGGACAGUCCUCUAGUCAUAGUGCUGUUACUGUGGACAGACUUUAGGGACAGUCCUCUAGUCAUAGUGCUGUUACUGUGGACAGACUUUAGGGACAGUCCUCUAGUCGUAGUGCUGUUACUGUGGACAGACUGUAGGGACAGUCCUCUAGUCAUAGUGCUGUUACUGUGGACAGACUGUAGGGACAGUCCUCUAGUCAUAGUGCUGUUACUGUGGACAGACUGUAGGGACAGUCCUCUAGUCAUAGUGCUGUUACUGUGGACAGACUGUAGGGACAGUCCUCUAGUCUUACUAAUAUUAUGAUGUUUUAUCCCAAUGCUAGUGUGCUAACUUUGCUUCCAUGGUAUAUUUAGUCAGUCAGUCAGAAUAAGAACUUCACCAAUCCUUCUAUUCAGUCAGUCAGUCAGAAUAAGAACUUCACCAAUCCUUCUAUUCAGUCAGUCAGAAUAAGAACUUCACCAAUCCUUCUAUUCAGUCAGUCAGUCAGAAUAAGAACUUCACCAAUCCUUCUAUUCAGUCAGUCAGGAUAAGAACUUCACCAAUCCUUCUAUUCAGUCAGUCAGAAUAAGAACUUCACCAAUCCUUCUAUUCAGUCAGUCAGUCAGAAUAAGAACUUCACCAAUCCUUCUAUUCAGUCAGUCAGGAUAAGAACUUCACCAAUCCUUCUAUUCAGUCAGUCAGAAUAAGAACUUCACCAAUCCUUCUAUUCAGUCAGUCAGUCAGAAUAAGAACUUCACCAAUCCUUCUAUUCAGUCAGUCAGUCAGAAUAAGAACUUCACCAAUCCUUCUAUUCAGUCAGUCAGGAUAAGAAUUUCACCAAUCCUUCUAUUCAGUCAGUCAGAAUAAGAACUUCACCAAUCCUUCUAUUCAGUCAGUCAGAAUAAGAACUUCACCAAUCCUUCUAUUCAGUCAGUCAGGAUAAGAAUUUCACCAAUCCUUCUAUUCAGUCAGUCAGGAUAAGAACUUCAACAAUCCUUCUAUUCAGUCAGUCAGGAUAAGAACUUCACCAUCAUUCUAUUCAGUCAGUCAGUCAGAAUAAUAACUUCACCAAUCCUUCUAUUCAGUCAGUCAGUCAGAAUAAGAACUUCACCAAUCCUUCUAUUCAGUCAGUCAGAAUAAGAACCUCACCAUUCCUUCUAUUCAGUCAGUCAGUCAGAAUAAGAACUUCACCAAUCCUUCUAUUCAGUCAGUCAGGAUAAGAACUUCACCAAUCCUUCUAUUCAGUCAGUCAGGAUAAGAACUUCACCAAUCCUUCUAUUCAGUCAGUCAGUCAGAAUAAGAACUUCACCAAUCCUUCUAUUCAGUCAGUCAGGAUAAGAACUGCACCAAUCCUUCUAUUCAGUCAGUCAGUCAGGAUAAGAACUUCACCAAUCCAUUCAGUCAGUCAGUCAGGAUAAGCACUUCACCAAUCCUUCUAUUCAGUCAGUCAGGAUAAGAACUUCACCAAUCCAUUCAGUCAGUCAGUCAGGAUAAGAACUUCACCAAUCCUUCUAUUCAGUCAGUCAGAAUAAGAACUUCACCAAUCUUUCCAUUCAGUCAGUCAGUCAGAAUAAGAACUUCACCAAUCCUUCUAUUCAGUCAGUCAGUCAGGAUAAGAACUUCACCAAUCCUUCUAUUCAGUCAGUCAGUCAGGAUAAGAACUUCACCAAUCCAUUCAGUCAGUCAGUCAGGAUAAGAACUUCACCAAUCCUUCUAUUCAGUCAGUCAGAAUAAGAACUUCACCAAUCCUUCUAUUCAGUCAGUCAGUCAGGAUAAGAACUUCACCAAUCCUUCUAUUCAGUCAGUCAGUCAGAAUAAGAACUUCACCAAUCCUUCUAUUCAGUCAGUCAGUCAGAAUAAGAACUUCACCAAUCCUUCUAUUCAGUCAGUCAGUCAGAAUAAGAACUUCACCAAUCCUUCUAUUCAGUCAGUCAGUCAGAAUAAGAACUUCACCAAUCCUUCUAUUCAGUCAGUCAGAAUAAGAACUUCACCAAUCCUUCUAUUCAGUCAGUCAGUCAGAAUAAGAACUUCACCAAUCCUUCUAUUCAGUCAGUCAGAAUAAGAACUUCACCAAUCCUUCUAUUCAGUCAGUCAGUCAGGAUAAGAACUUCACCAAUCCUUCUAUUCAGUCAGUCAG